AUGGCAGUGCUGGGGCUUGGUAUGGCAGCACCUCGGGGCGAGAGGAGCCCAGCACAAGAGCUGGGGGGCUGCGGGGGGCCUUGGGGGACCCUGCGGGGGCCACCCCAAGCCCUGCUGCCCUGCCCCUACCCCUACUCCUGCCCCUGUCCCGUUUUGGCCGGGUACAGCCUCCUGCCACCCCCUCUCAGCCUCGUGACGCCCCUGGUCUCAGCACCCUUUGAGGUGCCCCUGGGGCUGCCCACAGAGCCGGGGCGGGCGAAGGCGGCGGCGACGCGGGAGAGCACCGGGGCCCUGAAGGCUUGGCUGGCACGGCACCCCAGGAACCCCUACCCCAGCAAGGGGGAGAAGGUGAUGCUGGCUGUGGUCAGCCGGAUGAGCCUCACCCAGGUCUCCACCUGGUUCGCCAAUGCCCGCCGGCGCCUCAAGAAGGAGAAAAAGGCGAGCUGGGCCACACAGAGCGCCUCAGAUGGCGAGGACAGCGAGGGAGAGGGGGUCCCAUCAAGUGCUGCCCCCAUUCCCAGUUCCAGCCCUGUGCAGGAUGGGUGUGGGGGCAGCUCCGAGGUGAUGACAGGCCCUGGGCAGGACAAGCAGCCCCAGAAACCCAAGAUCUGGAGUGUGGCAGAGAUGCUGGAAUCUUCACCCAGCAACAGCGAGUGUCCCCCGGUGGUGCCAGUGGUGCUGGAGCAGGUAUAGG
Zonotrichia leucophrys gambelii is the source of this 694-nucleotide messenger RNA. RefSeq names its product putative iroquois-class homeodomain protein irx-1. The record is from RefSeq and is a predicted model, not a curated record. Gene Ontology annotation, molecular function: RNA polymerase II cis-regulatory region sequence-specific DNA binding; DNA-binding transcription factor activity, RNA polymerase II-specific. NCBI's taxonomy places the organism in Eukaryota, Metazoa, Chordata, Aves, Passeriformes, Passerellidae. Bases 1 to 693 code for a protein of 230 amino acids. Gene Ontology annotation, cellular component: nucleus. The transcript has 3 exons. Gene Ontology annotation, biological process: neuron differentiation; regulation of transcription by RNA polymerase II; cell development.